CUCUUUUUUUUUUUUGAGAUGCAGUCUGGCUCUGUGGCCUGGGCUGGAGUACAGUGGCCAUGUCUCGGCUCACUGCAACUUCUGCCUCCUGGGUUCAAGUGAUGCUCCUGCCUCAGCCUCCCAAGUAGCUGGGAUUACAGGCAAGUGCCACCACACCUGCCAAUUUUUGUGUUUUUAGUAGAGAUGGGGUUUCAGUAUGUUGGCCAGGCUUGAACUCAUAACCUCAGGUAAUCCACCCACCUCGGCCUCCCAAAGUGCUGGGAUUACAGGCGUGAGCCACCAUGCCUGGACUCUUUUCUUUGAGACGGAGUCUCGCUCUUGUCACCCAGGCUGGAGUGCAAUGGUGCAAUCUCGGCUCAUUGCAAUCUCCGCCUCCCAGGUUCAAGCCAUUCUCCUGCCUCAGCCUCCUGAGUAGCUGGGAUUACAGGUGCACACCACCACGCCUAGCUAAUUUUUGUAUUUUUAGUUUAGACAGGGUUUCACCAUGUUGGCCAGGCUGAUCUUGAACUGCUGACGUCAGGUGAUCUGCCCGCCUCGGCCUCCCAAAGUGCUGGGAUUACAGGUGUUAGCCACUGCGUCUGGCCUUUUUCUUUCUUUUUUAUGACAGGGUCUAGGUCUGUGGCCCAGGCUGCAGUGUAGUCAUGCCAUCAUAGCUCUUGGGCUCAAGUGAUCCUCUGGCCUCAGCCUCUGGAGUAGCUGGGAUUACGGGUGUAGACCACCAGGCCCAGCUAAUUAAAAAAAAAAAAUUUUCUUUUGUAGGCAUGGGGUCUCACUGUUUUGCCCAGGCUGCUCUUAAACUUCUGGCCUCAAGCAAUCCAGCUGCCUUAACCUCCCAAAGCACUGGAUUACAGGCAUGAGCCACUGCACCCAGCGCCACUUUAUUUCUCUGACAAAACCUAAACAUUCUGUUUAUUUGAACACCACUUAUAUUUAUGUUAAUGUUCUGAGUAAAUGUAAAUGAAUACUGACAAAAUAAUAGUAUAACAUCAGAGAGGUUUUUGUUUGUUGAGAAGGAGUCUCUGUCACUAGGCUGGAAUGCAGUGGCACAAUCUCAGCUCACCGCAACCUCUGACUCCCUGGUUCAAGCGAUUCUCCUGCCUCAGCCUCCUGUGUAGCUGGUAUUCUACUGGUAUUAGCUGGGUGUGGAGGCAUGCGCCACCACACCCAGCUAAUUUUUGUAUUUUUAGUAGAGACAGGGUUUCACCAUGUUGGCCAGGAUAGUCUUGAUCUCCUGACCUUGUGACCCGCCCACCUCGGCCUCCCAAAGUGCUGAGAUUACAGGCGUGAGCCACCACGCCCCGCCCAGAGAGGUUUUUUAAACAAAACAAAUAUGUAACUGAUAUCUUGUAUUUUAAAUCUAAGAGGGCAUAUGAAAUUGAAUGCAUUCUGUGAGAGGAGAGUCAGAGUAUUGAUAAAUUUGGAUUUAUUAAAAUUCCUGGAGUAAUGACUAAAAGAACCUACAAACUAUUAAAGAGAAAAUUGGAAUAGUAAUACAUCAAUCCAACAUAAAGAAAGGAGAGAAAAAGGAAACAUGCCACAAAAAGAAAAUACAAUGCCAGGAGGUAACGCCUGUAAUCCCAGAACUUUGGGAGGCAUAGGCAGGAGGAUCGUUUGAACCCAGGAGUUCAAGGCCAGCCUGGGCAACAUAGGGAGACCCGGUUUUUAAAAAGUAAUAAAUAAGGCUCCGAAGCGGGGAAUGGGGGCAAGAUGGUUUACAUCUCAAACGCACAAGUGUUGGACAGCUGGAGUCAGUCUCCAUGGAGAUUAUCUUUGAUAACAGAUUUCUUCUGGGGAAUAGCUGAGUUUGUGGUUUUGUUUUUGAAAACUCUGCUUCAGCAAGAUUUGAAAAAGAGAAGAAGCUAUGGAAACUCGUCUGAUUCCAGAUACGAUGAUGAUGGAAGAGGGCCACUGGGAAACCCUCCCGGAAGAAUGGGUCCAAUCAGUCAUGUGGGUGGCCCCAGUCCUCCUCCAAUGGCUGGUGGAUAUGAGGAAGGUAAAUGUCUGCUCUAAGAAGCAACUGGACACGCAUAUUCAUAGCAGAAGGAAACCAUCAAGAAGUGGAGUGCUGACCAUGCUGGAGCAGUAGAUGAAAGUGUGUGUCUAAACAAGGACUGCUCUGUGUCCUCACAGAUGAAUGAGGUCAUGCUGGGAAUUCCUUCUGCAGGGAACUGGCCUGACUGACAUGCAGUUCCACAAAUGCACGUUUGUCUCAUUAUCUUUUGAGUAUAGUUUAUUAAAGUAUUAAUAUAGUUUUUGUUGUUGUUCUUGUUGUGGUUUUGAGACAGUCUCACUCUGUUGCCCUGGCGAGUGCAGUGGUGCGAUCUCGGCUCACCGCAACCUCCGCCUCCCGGGUUCAAGCGAUUCUCCUGCCUCAGCCUCCCGAGUAGCUGGGACUACAGGCGCACGCCGCCACGUCCAGCUAAUUUUUUGUAUUUUAGUAGAGACGGGGUUUCACCGUUUUGCCCAUGCUGGUCUCGAACUCCUGAGCUCGGGCAAUCCGCCCGCCUUGGCCUCCCAAAGUGCUAGGAUUACAGGUGUGAGCCAUUGCCCCCGGCCUCCUCAUCUUUAAAUUCACAAAAAGAUUGAAUAUGAAGAAAAUAAAUAAAAGGCUGUGUAUUUAGCACUAAAAAAAAAAAGAAAAUAUAAUAAAACGGCAGCGUUAAAUCUAUCAGUGGCUAUAUUAAAUGUAAAUAAAUUAAAUACUCCAGUUAAAAGAGAUAGACGUUCGGGGUGUAUUUAAAAGCCACGGACACACACCGUCUUCCGACUGCCCUAUUCAC
Symphalangus syndactylus (siamang) is the source of this 2780-nucleotide messenger RNA. RefSeq names its product selenoprotein K-like. Gene Ontology annotation, biological process: endoplasmic reticulum calcium ion homeostasis; calcium ion transport. The record is from RefSeq and is a predicted model, not a curated record. NCBI's taxonomy places the organism in Eukaryota, Metazoa, Chordata, Mammalia, Primates, Hylobatidae. Gene Ontology annotation, cellular component: Golgi apparatus; endoplasmic reticulum membrane.